Labrus mixtus (cuckoo wrasse) is the source of this 8769-nucleotide messenger RNA. RefSeq names its product fibroblast growth factor receptor 3 (gene fgfr3). The record is from RefSeq and is a predicted model, not a curated record. NCBI's taxonomy places the organism in Eukaryota, Metazoa, Chordata, Actinopteri, Labriformes, Labridae. The coding region runs from base 541 to 3006 and encodes 821 amino acids. The transcript has 18 exons. Gene Ontology annotation, cellular component: signaling receptor complex; membrane. Gene Ontology annotation, molecular function: ATP binding; fibroblast growth factor receptor activity; fibroblast growth factor binding. Gene Ontology annotation, biological process: fibroblast growth factor receptor signaling pathway; positive regulation of MAPK cascade; multicellular organism development.
CCCCUGUACUUCACAGGCAGCCAGCGGAGCUCAGUCACCAGUCCGAGUUGGUUGAUCCGCGGCGACGUAACACACCGACUGGUACCCGGGAUCACUGCAGUCCAGUCCGGCCGCGCCACACACACACCGCCCGGUGCACCGCCUCACAGGAUAACCGCUCUCUGGUUGGUUUGGACACUCUGGACAGCAGCGCGCAUUGGAACACGGGAUUUAGUGGAGAAGUUGUCUCUGUGUGCCCGAGCCGAGGACUCUCGCUGUCAAGUCUUUGGGGAGGAUUUCUGACCUAUUCUUUUUUUUUUGUUCACUGUCGCCAAAAAGCGCGAGGACUUACGGAUUUUAAAGAAGUUUUCUGGGUUUUUUUUUGUGAAGUUCUCAGGAGAAUAUCGCCUGUUUUUCUCUUUCUGAAUGCUUGGUGACAUCUGAAAGACAGGGGGUUGCUGUCAGGACGGGAUACUUUGGGUUGGCGUCGGGGAGUGGUCGGACAGUUUUCUCGCGACGUCGGAGGCCGCCGUUCUGCCGGACAAAGCAUGCAAACGGAGGAUGUCGUCUGAGUCCCCGUCGGGCCUCGCUGCUCCGCGUCUCCCCUCGUCGUCCAGAGGAAUGACGGCUCUGUGUUGGUGCUCGCUCUGGCUCUCCUUCCUCCUGCCGCUCUGCGUCGCUCCGGCGCGGCUGCCCACCGCUCAGCCCACAGACUCCGUGUCCAGCGAGACGGCCUUCCUGGAGGACUAUGUUCUGGGCAUGGGGGACACCCUGGAAAUGUCAUGCGACCUGGAGGACCACUCGGAGCCCGUCGUCUGGUUCAAAGACGGCGCCGGGCUGGUGCCGGGCAACAGGACGCGGCUGGGCCAGAGGAUGUUACGCAUCAUCAACGUGUCGUACGAGGACUCCGGCGUCUACUCGUGUCGGCUCGCUCACAGCAACACGCUGCUCAGCAACUACACCAUCCGGGUGACAGAUUCUCUGUCGUCUGGUGAUGAUGAAGAUUAUGACGAAGAUCCAGAAGAUGCAGGUAAUGGAAAUGAAGCUCCUUAUUGGACGAGGCCCGAGCGAAUGGACAAGAAGCUCCUGGCCGUCCCAGCCGCCAACACGGUCAAGUUCCGCUGCGCCGCCUCCGGGAACCCGAUGCCGACCAUCCACUGGCUGAAGAACGGCAAGGAGUUCAAGGGAGAGCAGAGGAUGGGGGGCAUCAAGUUGAGACACCAGCAGUGGAGUCUGGUAAUGGAGAGCGCUGUGCCGUCAGACCGGGGAAACUACACCUGUGUGGUGCAGAACAAAUACGGCACCAUCACCCACACCUACCAGCUAGAUGUGCUAGAGCGUUCCCCUCACAGGCCGAUCCUCCAAGCGGGCCUCCCAGCCAAUCAGACGGUGGUAGUGGGCAGCGAUGUGGAGUUCCACUGUAAGGUCUACAGCGACGCCCAGCCGCACAUCCAGUGGCUGAAACACAUCGAGGUCAACGGCAGCCGCUACGGGCCCGACGGCGUUCCCUACGUCAACAUCCUGAAGACGGCUGGUAUUAACACUACAGAUAAGGAGCUAGAGGUUCUCUUCUUGACCAAUGUGUCUUUUGAGGAUGCGGGCGAGUACACUUGUCUGGCAGGGAACUCUAUCGGCUAUGCUUACCACUCUGCCUGGCUGACGGUGCUUCCAGAAGUGAGCCCAGAGAAGGAAGACUACUACGCCGACAUCCUCAUCUACGUGACGGGCUGCGUGCUCUUCAUCCUCGCUGUGGUCAUCGUCGUCCUUUGCCGCAUGAGAAUGACCACUCAGAAGACGCUGCCCACGCCGCCCGUGCAAAAGCUGUCAAAGUUCCCCCUCAAGAGACAGCAGGUGUCCUUGGAUUCUAACUCCUCCAUGAACUCCAACACCCCAUUGGUCAGGAUCGCCCGCCUGUCAUCCAGCGACGGGCCGAUGCUCGCCAACGUCUCGGAACUGGAGCUGCCCUCAGACCCUAAAUGGGAGUUUCCUCGAACACGGCUGACUCUGGGUAAACCUCUGGGCGAGGGCUGCUUCGGUCAGGUGGUGAUGGCCGAGGCAGUCGGCAUCGACAAGGAGAAGCCCAACAAGCCGCUCACUGUUGCUGUGAAGAUGCUGAAAGAUGACGCCACAGAUAAAGAUCUGUCGGACCUGGUGUCGGAGAUGGAGAUGAUGAAGAUGAUCGGGAAACACAAAAACAUAAUCAACCUGCUGGGGGCGUGCACGCAGGACGGUCCCCUGUACGUCUUGGUGGAAUACGCCUCUAAAGGGAACCUGAGGGAGUACCUGCGGGCGCGGCGGCCUCCGGGCAUGGACUACUCUUUCGACACGUGUAAAAUCCCAGACGAGCAGCUCACCUUCAAAGACCUGGUGUCCUGCGCCUACCAGGUCGCCCGAGGCAUGGAGUACCUCGCCUCGCAGAAGUGCAUCCACAGAGACUUGGCAGCCAGAAACGUCCUUGUGACGGAGGACAACGUUAUGAAGAUCGCCGACUUCGGUCUCGCCAGAGACGUGCACAAUAUAGACUACUACAAAAAGACCACAAACGGUCGUCUGCCCGUGAAAUGGAUGGCUCCGGAGGCGCUGUUCGACCGGGUCUACACGCACCAGAGCGACGUAUGGUCUUACGGGGUGUUGCUGUGGGAGAUCUUCACCCUGGGCGGCUCUCCGUAUCCAGGGAUCCCAGUAGAAGAACUGUUUAAGCUGCUGAAGGAGGGACAUCGGAUGGACAAACCUGCAAACUGCACACAUGAACUGUACAUGAUCAUGAGGGAGUGCUGGCACGCCGUGCCGUCGCAGAGACCGACCUUCAGACAGCUGGUAGAAGAUCACGACCGGGUUUUAUCAAUGACCUCCACCGAUGAGUACCUGGACCUGGCGGUGCCCUUCGAGCAGUACUCGCCCACCUGUCAGGACUCCAACAGCACCUGCUCGUCAGGAGACGACUCGGUGUUCGCCCACGACCCGCUGCCUGACGAGCCCUGUCUUCCCAAACCGCCGCUCCCCAGUAACGGGGUGAUCAGGACAUAAAACCUGAGCCAGGAGGGGGGGGGGGGACUGAACUUUUACCUCCUCGCUCACAGACUCCUCACAGUGACUCCUCAAGAUGUGGAACUUCAAACUCUGCAUGCGACACCUCCACAGCUCUUCUACUCGUCUUAAACUCUUUUUGGACUGAGUCUUCCUCCUCCUCCUCCUCCUCCUCCUCCUCCUCCUCCUCCCUCAGAGACUCCUGGAACAUUGAAGGAUUAUUUUUUUUUCUGCCGUUGAAAUCAUGUUUGUGUUCCUCUUUUCAGAAAUGAAAUUAUAUUUUUGUACUCGGGCCAGUCUUUUCUUACGGACAAUCUGUGCGGUGAAACCAUUCCGUGCCUACUGGGAUAAAAAUUAAAAAACCUCCUGACACCUAAAAAAAAAAAAAAGAGAGACUGACAGGUUACAAGAGGAGGCGAUGAAGGGCAUUGGUCAGUGACUGGUUGGAGAUUCAGUCGGCGAGGACCUCAGAUUUUUUUAUCCUCUCGUCUGCACCGGAGCCCUCAGACCGGGACUAAAGUUCAGUUCUCAAAGAAAGAUCCAUCGACAGGACACCAGCAAAGCUCGACGAUGUGACUCGUUCUUCCUAAGACUCUCAAUAACUCGAUGCUUCAAACGUGUUUUUCUUACAGAUUUCUAAGUCAUCAUCCAGAAACACUGUUUUGUGAUAAUCAUGGAACAAAUUCCUCACCGGACACGAGGCGACGUUUCAGGGCCAUCGGUAAUUAGUACAGCAAGGUUUUGGAGGUUUUAUAUAUAUAUAUCUAGAAAAUGAUUUAUUGUAAAUAUAUAAAUGGAAAUAUGUAUCAUAUUGCUGUCCACAGCGAUGUACGUAAAAGACAAAAAAUCACACUUUUUUUUUAAAGUAUUUGUUUUUAGGAUGGAAGCAUUGCAAUCUAGAAGACACUGUCAUGAAAGUGUGAAUCAUGUAAUCGUUGAAAGUGACACAGAAAAAGGUUUAUUUGAAUAAUUAACGUGUAUAUUUGUAAAGAUAUUUAUAGACUUAACAUGUGGUUCUUCAGUUUGAACGCUCUAGUUUAGGAUGUUAGUACUGUACACAGAUUUUUAUUUCUUUUCUUUUUUUUGUAACUUAUUUUACAUCAGAACUGCGACGUUAUUUUUCACUUCCUUGUUUUUUUUUUAUCCAUCUUUUUUUUUCUCCUUUUGUUUACAGUUUUAAAAUAUUAAGAAUGUAUGACAGAGGCGACGAUGAUUUUUUUUUUAAAGAGCGAGUGUGAUUCGACCUCCAGAGGACUGAAGGCUCCCGCUGAAGGGAGACCGGAUGUUCCUGCUGAGUUCGGACUCUGGUUUGAAAAGUUGACGUUUGCAAUAUGAAAGCAACGAUGAGCUCUUGCUGGGCAAGAAAAAAGCAGCGCUUCAAGUAAUGUACCCGAGAGGCCUUUUAGUUUGACUGAAGUACUUAAAGACAUCAACAACAACCAGCUGUGAAAAAAGAAGCCUUCAGAGAACCUCAGCAGAGCUUAAUAUGUAAUCCUGCUUCUAAUGCUGUUUGAUUUCCCAGUCUCUAAUGGUAAUGAUUUACAUUUGAUCUUAUUUGUACUUCAUAUCAGAAACAACAGAAUAAAGAAAAUGCCCUUAGAAAUAAAAAGCUAAUGAAGCUUUGUCUUAAAAAAAAAGGUGAAAUAAUAAAUGAUUGAUUGAGAAGAAGAAAUAGCGAACCGCAAAUACAUUUCAUGUAGCUAUGAACUACAAUUCCCAGAAUGCUUUUCAGCAGUUAUCAGAGAACGUUCUUGGAUUUUCAGUCCUACAGUAAAUUGUGAAAACGUGCUGGAGAACAUGAGCAACAGAUUUACAACAUACAGAUGACUAAGCUGCUAAUUAACACAAUAUUUACAGCUUAAACGUUUCUGUUAUCGCACGUGGCAGCCAUGUUGGAUUUUAACUCGGGUUACUGAAGGUUCUCGGAGUUUCCAAGUUGGAAUUCUGACUUUAAGGGGGGGGCGUUCCUGAUGACCUAUCAGACCUGCAAAUCAGAGUCCGACUUCCAAGAUCAAAUGGAACGCACCAGAAGUUUACCAAUGCAUUCUGGGAUUUGGAGUCCAGUGAGACUGCAGAAAUCGUUUUCUGCUCACCUCUUUUUUGAUUUGGAGCCUUGAUACAUAAAUCUGAAAUUUAAUAAAGAUAUAGAAGAUAAAUUAAAUGGAAUAUACAUAUUAACAGAGAAUAAAUUAUAUCUCCAUUAUAUAGAGCUUUCUUGAAGGGUGUCAAAUGUCAAUAUCAGUUAGAUUUUUCCUUUUCAAAGGUCUCUGAAGGUUUUAAACUUUUCUGUUGGAACAGAAAGGUUACAGGGUCGAGGCUUACUCGCUGGGUGCCGUGUUUCAGAGAGACACUCGGCACCUGUGUGCGCACUCACAGAUGAAUACAUCAGCUUGAAGGCAGAAAUGUAAAGCUGGUACGUCCUUGUCCUUUUGUGCUUGAGGCGUUACUAAAAAUAAAAAAAACCUGCCCAGACGCUUGAGAUUUUAUCGCUGCUCUAUAGUAUUAAAACUGAAAUGAAGGCAUGCUGUGUGAUUUCCCACAGCUUUAAAAGAAAACUAUAUAUACAGUAUAUAUGUUGGUUUGUUAAAGGAGACUCUGAAGUCUGUGGUGGAUCCUUCUUCCAGCUUAGUGUGCUACAAAAAAAAAGUGCCAAAUUAGUCUUAAAAGUCUAUUUCACAGACAUCUCCAGAUCUCUGAACCGAACACUGCACUGUCGAAUGUAGGCGGUCGGAGGUUUCAUGUGCAGAGAAGGAUCGUGGGAUUGCCAAAUGGAUGGCUACCCUUUUCUUAAAAAUGCAGUUGUAUCUCCAGCUGACCCCAAAACAGCGCAGGGGUUGAAAUGUUUACAACGUCUGUUUUUAGCAAAGUCACAAAAGGGAAAGUAACAUUCACGUGGCAUUGAAGGGUUCAGAGUCGUGAUUCACUCGCUGCUAAACGGAAAACAGUGUUAACUUUUUACUGUGCAAUGGCCUUUUUCAAUGUGUGAACGGAAUUUAUGUAGAGACAUUUAUUGUUAUAUCCCAACAAGACCUGUGUCAGUACUUAAUAAAUGCUCCUUUAAUAUUUGAAGUACUUAAAAGAGUGAACAUUUUGUAUUUAAUUGUGAUGCUACACUGGGAGAUUUUAUGUAUUUUAGCACCAAAUUAUGUACUUUUUUUUCAUUAUAUGUGCACAGAAAGAAGGCCUUUGUAAAGUGAAAGGUUACACACAUUUAUUGGUAUUUCUUUUUUUCAGAACAGUUUUUUAGUUUUGGCCCAAAUCUAUGAAGUGCCUGAAACAAUUUGGCUAAAACGACAUGAUUAAUUGAUUCAUUUUGGUCAGUUUGAAUGUAUAAAUGCAAAAAAAUAAAAAGGCAGUUCUCACUAAAAGCAGGCUAUGUACAUAUUAGUCUGCCCCCCCCCCCCCCCCCCCCCUAAGUGAACUAGACAAGAAGGCACUUGUGUAAAGUUUGGAUGGAUCUAAUGAAACGGAUGCUGUUUGUUUUAUUUAUUCUUCCAUGCUGGGUAAAAGCUUUCCCUAUGGUGAGAGUAUUUUUAUUCAUAGCUAUCUGCUUUUCAGUGUUGUUUUUCAUUAAAGAGCCAGAAGAUGAUGACAAUGACGAUGUAGAGUAGUCAUUUUACUUAACGCUGUUGCUCCCCAUCAGGCUUUUCUCCUGACUUCAUUUAUCUUUGAUUUGAUUUUGUUUGGAUGCCCUCCCUGGCUUCACUUCUUUGUACUCGUCAAGCUUUUCCCUUUUGACAAUUUAAGUCUCAAUUUCUCUGUGAACUCACUUUUUAAAAAAAGGAUUUGUUGUUUUUGACAUUUGUCUAGCGUGUGGAGUAAAAGUAGAUCAUAUCUGCAUGCUUCAGAAUGAUGUAACAAAAGUAAAGAAGGAACAAAACGUACAACAAAAACCUAAACUCUCAACUGAUGCUAAUUUUAUAAGUCGUCCACAAAUAUAAUUUAGAUUCAGCAUGACUCACACUUUCCAGGGAUAUUCCUAACAUUAAGUUAAAAAGUAUCAAGGUUGAAAUCUUUGAAAGUAAGCCCCUUUUUACCCAGUUAUCACCCAUUUUUACUUUUUAUUAAAUAAUACCAAAACCCGGGUAGUCUACUAUUAAUAGCUAACUGCUAAUGAUAUCAAGCUAAUUUCCCAGAAUGUAAAUAAUUGAAAUGAUAAGAUAAAUUCUUGUAGAUGAGGAUUUUCAUGGGGAAUCUUUUGACUUGAUGUUUUAGGACCUGCUUUGAAAGAGUCACGCUGUCGGUUUAUGUGACAAGCUACUAGCUUAACUGACAGACUGACCGACUAAAAUGUUGCUUUAGCCACAUAUUUAACAGCCCAUAGAGGUACGUCAUCUCUCCCUUUACAACAUUUAACAUUUGGGAAGAUGUUUUGUAUUGGAAAACCUGUUUUUCACUCAUCAAGAGGGAGCUAUAGCAAGUUUGGCUAACUUGCAAAAGACGCUAAUUAGAUAGAUAGAUACUUUAUUGAUCCCGAGAGAAAUUCAAACUAGCUUGACUAGCAAAUUUCUGUACCGUACAAUACAAGUUGAUAAACACUUUUUUAUUUAAGAAGAAAACACAUAAUUAGUCACAAGCUAGCAUUAGUCACCUCUACCUUUACCACAUUAUAUUUUGCAGGACUAAUGUGCGGCGUAAUUUGUGCUCCUCCAUGUUUUAGAAGCUAGCACGCUAGGCUUACUAGCUUAAUCAGCCUAGCGUGCAAGCUGAUUCACAGUUAAGCUUUUCUUGAGCUCAUGUUAUUUAAAAAAAAAAAAACACCAACAUUUCAGAUAAAUUAGACAUUUAAUUGGACAGAAACAAAAAGAUUUAAGUAGUUUUAUCUGGUGGUGCGUUACAGGAAAAUGGGCACCACUUGUAUCAGUAAGAAAUAUUGUUUUAGUUCUGUGAUCAACAUGAUGCUUCACAGGCAAAUGUUAAAAACAACAAAUCCUUAUUAAGAAUGAACAUUUAUCUUUUGGUAUCAAAUCAAUAAACUUCAUGGUCUCAGCAGGGAGGGCGUCUUACUGUAACGUCACACAUUAGCCUUUUACCACCUGCUGUCUCGACUCUGACUGACUUAUUUAUUCUCUUUUCUGUUCACUUAAAAAAAUCAGGAUUGAAGACGAUGAGAGAUGUGUUAUCUAAGCUUCCUUUAGUGUUAAUAUCGCUUUACUUUCCCGGUUUGGUUGGUUUUUGUUUUCACACUUCUGCUCUUUUGUUUCCACCCCGCAGCGAUGUUAGUCCAGAUUAAUUUAUAGUUUGAAAUGUGCUUUUACAUUCAUGUACAUGAGUAGAGUUUUAUGUAGCUGUGUGAGCUAUUUUGUAAGAAUCCUAGAGAGGAAAUAAUUUCACUUCUUUUUAAUUUCUUUCCGUUACGUCACAUUUCAUGUCGCAUUCCACUUCAGGUUUUUACAACAACAGCGAGACAGUUUCAUAUUUGUCCUUUGAUUUUUGCUCCAAUCCCUCAUAAUUUAUUUUCCUCCCUCUGUAUUCAUGUUUCUAACAUAGAAAAGGUGGAACUAACAAUUUGGCAUUAUGUGACUUUUUUCAUUUUUAAUUCAUAGCUUGUUUGUUGCAAUGUACCUGUUUUGAUCAUGAUGAAUCCUCUGUAACAUUCCACUACAAAACCCCCUCUGGGCAAACGUCUCCCACUGGGAAAAACAACUAUUUCACAAGGCUCUCUCUCCCUCUCUCUCUCUCUCUCUCUCUCCCUCUCUCUCUCUGUGCCUGACAAACUAUGCUGUCAAAAAAGGUUUUCAAUAAACAUGUUAUAAUAGCGUC